CGGUUCUUGUUCUGGUCUGCGCCUAUACGGUAUGCAACAUGACGUUCAACACAGUGCCACGUCAACAGUGACACGUAAGCAGCAUUGCCACGUCAGCAACAUGACGGGCCUGCCAGGCCAACUGGCCAAUGAGACCAUUGCCGCCUACAAGCAGCGUUGCCUGGCUCAGAUAGAGGCUGAGGAACAACGCCUGCUGGCAGUCGAGGCUGCCYGCAUACAAGCUGAAGAGGCAGCAGCAGCAGAGAAACUGCGGCUACAGGCCGAUGCAGAAGCAGAUGCCCAGGCUCGCCGAAAGGAAGCCCAGGAUCUGCUGCAGCGGCAUGAAGCCAACAGCAUCGACAGACUCAAGUACUGGCAAUUUCAACCAAACGGCGACGACGCAACACCGGAAGAAAAGCACAAGGAGUUCCUCUCCAAACUCGUGACGCGAUUGUUGUAUGCUUGCAACUACCAAAGGUCAGAGUUGGAGAGACAGCACCGGGACCUGACGCAACAGCAUCAGGAAUUGGCGACGCUCCGCCGCACAGUGCAGAGCCACGAGGAUGCAACUCGGGCACUCAAUGCCCGAUUGUUGGACCUGGAACAGGCUGUACCAGGACCAGCUGCUGGAGCUUCCAGCAGUGCACCCUCAAGCCGCCAACUGGAGGACCGCGUAGACCACGUAGUGGCAAUGCUCGGCGACAUCAGCACCUUCGCUGCGCCGAUCACCACCAUCAGCAGUCAGCUGCAUACAUUGAAGACCGAGGUCCAGAAGCUGCAGUCGACGAACGCGGACGACAAUCCGAAGAUGUACAAGAUGCCAACUUUCAACCUGGAGAGGUUCGACAACUACACGCAACAGGAUCCCGUCCUCUGGUGGGAAGCAUUCACAACGCAACUCAGGAUUCUGCCAGUAGCCAAGCAUGCGUACAUCGACGCCCUGUUCCUGAACUCAAAGGGUGGAUGCCAGACCUGGUUGAGCCACCUGGCAACCUCCCACGGCGUCGACGUACCAGACUUGAAGGACGUAAUCACAUGGGAGGAACUAACACGGCUGUGGAAGAAGCGGUUCAUCGUCGACGACGCGCCGGCACUCGCCAUCAACCGUUUGUUCACCAUGUCACAGGGCAACACAACAACACGGGACUGGCUCACGGAGUGGCAGAAGAUUGCGGCUGUGCCCAAUCUGAACCUACCAUUCGAGCAUCUACGCCGUGAGUUCUACAACAGGUCGUGUGCGGCAUUGAGCCAGGCUCUUGGUGAUUGCGAGCAGUACUCAACCUUCGCGGAGAUCAUUGACAAAGCAAGGGAGAUCAUCAAGACCAACAGGUCAGCUGCACACGAGAAAUCAACAUGGCAACCGACCUAUGUGGAGAAGGCACGAACUGGUCCGCGACAGCAGCACUUCGCUGUAGUCCAGCAGGACAGUGGAGAUAACCCAGCAGCCACUCCAGUAUCAAGUGACG
Messenger RNA from Chara braunii, 1445 nucleotides. The record is from the annotation of a GenBank genome assembly. NCBI's taxonomy places the organism in Eukaryota, Viridiplantae, Streptophyta, Charophyceae, Charales, Characeae.